This is a messenger RNA of Stylophora pistillata, 2445 nucleotides long. RefSeq lists its product as uncharacterized. Lineage: Eukaryota; Metazoa; Cnidaria; Anthozoa; Scleractinia; Pocilloporidae. Gene Ontology annotation, cellular component: transcription regulator complex; histone acetyltransferase complex. Gene Ontology annotation, molecular function: histone acetyltransferase activity; transcription coactivator activity; chromatin DNA binding. The record is from RefSeq and is a predicted model, not a curated record. Gene Ontology annotation, biological process: positive regulation of transcription by RNA polymerase II.
AUAAAGAAAAUGUGCACCCACGCAAUUAACUGGCUUGUUUGUACAGAUUUCACGUAACGAGAUCGACCUGAAUUCUGAAUCAUUUACGGAUAGGGGCACGUUGGAAAUACGAGGUUGAUGAGCUUGAAACCAAGAAACCAAGAUUUCAGCUAUAAUCUUUAAUAUGACUCUCGAGCAAGUAACAUCUAUCCUCAAGGUGUAUUCAAGUCUUCGAAGUUUUGAGCUCGAUAGCACUGAACAAUCGAAGAUCAUCGCAAAUUACUUCAUAAUGGCAGGACAGGAAACCACAAACACAAAAGAUACAGCUGCCGUACAAGGACGGUUUAAAAGUUCCCUAGAACUUCUAGAACACACGCUUAAUUGUUCGAACCCCGAGUGUCCACUUCCGCACUGCGUGAACAUGAAGUUGGCGAUGAAACACACGCAGAGCUGCAAAAAGACCCAAUGCCAGGUAUGCCAACGAAUGAAAUACCUUGCUUCAAAACACACUGAGUCCUGCAAUGAAGUUUACUGCUGCAUACCUUUUUGCAUGGAAGAAAAACUAAAAGGAUUCGUAGGGUCUCAGAUGGCGGGCUGCAACAUCUUGGACGAUAGCCAGCGUUACAAAAGAAGAGUUGUUGCCGAUGAUGAAAAGGAUGUCUGCGUAACUCUUAACUCCUCUCCGUCCAAGAUUGUCAGGGAAAUGAGCGCACCUGACCGCACCUUUUUUUCGGUGAAUAGUAGCGAAUGUAAAGGUGGAGAGACAGCUGACAAUCACACUGCUCCAACGAAUGUAUUCUUGUCUCCACUGAAACUCGGGUGUGACACCCAUCCACCCAAACUAGCGAAAAGGGGGCAUCCUUUGGUUCCACCAAGCAGUUCUGCAUCGUUCGUGAAAUCUUCACGCCUUCGGCUGGAACAAAGUAGAAGUCACUCGUGUGCAAAAGAAACGGUUACUAUGACAUCCACACAGUUUGAUGCUUCCUUGAAACCUCUUCCCGCUUCCAACAGAGAGGGUCCAGUUACGGCAAAGAUUCUGAAAACGUUUACUCCUCCACUGGCAGAAAAAGUAAGUGCGCAAGAAUAUGCAGGAGCGCAACAGCAAGGUAUGUCAACUAUCCUUCUAGACGGGAUUUUUCGGAGCUGUCAAGCCACGCAAGCUGCAUGUACGGAAACUCAUGGGGAAACAGAUCAGGUCAAUUUGUCCCCCUUCGCUUCUGAUGAGAACGUUUCCAACUGCAGUGGACCGAUUUCAAAGAACGUCGGCGACAACCCCUAUGACGCGAUAAGAGGAAGUCAAGGAAGCCAUGGACAGGCUGUUUUGAAAGCACGCCUUAUGGACGCAUUGAAUAAGCUUUUAGGCCUGGGCCUGCAACGACUGGAAACGAAAGAGGAACUUGUAGUAUGCAUUAAUUCGUUGAGGAAAGCUGUCGAGGAGAUCAAAGCUCUGGAGGUCGCAGAAAUACUUGCAGUUUGGACAAUGUGCCUCUGUCAAGAACCUUGGAGCUUCAUCUGGUUCGUCUGUAGUCCGCCACUGCCAUUGACAAGGGGAUACCCCUUGCAUUGUGGGAAAUAUUCUGCGGCGGGGAGAAACGGCCAAUCAUGCGGUACGCUCGUCCGCUUCAGGGCAGUUUUGCAUGGAACAGUUGUCUAGACGUCGUAAAGACAGUGCGCAUGCUCUUUCGAUAACCUAAGUUGUCAAUAUUCCAACAAAGGGCUGGAAGCGGACAGUGGUAUAAUUUACCAACCUUAAAUGUUGACUCGACCGAAAUUAUACUUCUAGCAGGUUUAUACCGUCAAAAGUCAAAAUAGAUUUUGGUGUAAACAAAUGCUGUAAUUGAGUUAGAUUAACCAAUUGAACAUUUCAAUGAUAUCUUAAAAUAUCCUGUCGUUUCUAAUUGUCUGAAUGAUUUUAAGGACAACUUCCUGAGCUUUUGCCUUCGAUUAACACUAGUGUAAUAGUUGAUCAACAUCAAAUACUUCCUGACUCCUUGGGCCAGUAUGCUCUGGCGAGGCACGUCAAGCGCGGCGUUAAAAUUCAACUUAGUUGUUAUAAUUGAACGGUUUUUCAAAGCAUUGUGUUAAAACUUAUGAAAGGAAAAACACAAACGCCAUUUUUAACUUGCUACUUUGAAAAAAAUAAUCAGGCUAAACGUUGCGGGCCUUCUUUCUUGCGACAGACACAGGGAAAAGCGAAAUCAACUAUUUGGCAUGCAAUGGGAAAAAUUUGACAACAUAUGAAAGGAGAGUAAAAAUCAUUCUGGCGUUAAAUGUGAAUCAGUUGUAGUUUUACUCGGAACUGGCAAAGUCGUCCCUAUUUCAUUUAGAACAUCCUGUUUACAAGCAUUAAUCAACAGGUUCUAAACUGACUAUCGAAUGAAUGAUCGACCAUCCGGCUAUAAAGUUCUACCUCUUCAAUGACAUUUACUUACCAAGAGAAGCUUUGUCAAAUGCAUGUUGUCGAGU